GCCACCGAGCGUGACGGACGUGUGCUUCAUGGGCUCCCAAGGAGCGGCUUUAGCGGCCCAGCCGGGUCGCGGUAUCAGGAGCACUGAAAUGCCUGCCCAGGAUUAUGAAAUGGUUGUUCCGCAUCUGCCAUCAGGUUCGAGUGUUUUGAACACAGUAUUUUUGCAUGGUGAUGUCACCGCCAGGCCAUAUCGCGUCGAGCAUUUUCGCGACACCCUAGCGCGUCUGUCAUUGCUGCCGGAUGUGGUUGCCCUUGGGGCAUAUCAGAUGAACCACCUGUGGGCCGUUACUUUCAACAGCGAAGGAGCGAAGGCAAAGAUUCUGCAGGCCGAAGCUUUCAAUGUGAAAGACCACCGCUGCGUGGUUAUUGACCCGACCAACCGAGGUGUCAGGCUGAAGCUGUUUUGGCUGCUCCACGGUGUGCAAGACGACGACGUGCGAGUGGCAUUAGCAGCGUUCGGAAAAGUGACUGAAAUAACCCGCGAUAAAUGGAGGGUUAAAGGCUGCGUUGACAAGGCUUCAACAACACGGUCGGUUACACUGAAACUGAAGGUGGGUGUUACCAUCGAGGACUUGCCCCAUCAGUUGCGUGUUGGUGAGGACGUUGCUCUCGUCCAUGUUCCUGGCAGGGCUCCGCUCUGCCUUCGGUGCCGUGGAAAAGGACAUAUACGCCGUGAGUGUCGGGUGCCACGCUGCGGGCUAUGCCGUCGUUUCGGCCACGAUGAGAGCCAGUGCGUGCGUAGCUACGCUAAUGUUACGGGCCAGGCACGAAAUGAUGAAAUGGCCGAACACAUCAUGGAUGAAGCAGACGCGGUUGAAGCAACCCACGGAAGUGAGGGAGAUGAUGCCAUCAAGGAGUCAACAUUCAAGGAAACCGCACCCGCACCCCUUGCAGAUACCAGCCAAGUCGGUAAGGACCAAACCCAGCCGGCCGUCGCAUCAAAGCCAGCGUUCCUUCCGGAAAAAGCGGAUAGCGUGACAGCUGGCGACAACCAGGAAGACGCCGAUACCGAGAUGCCCGCCGCGUCAAGUGUAGCAGUGAAGCGGGCUCACGAGGAUUCGGAUAUUCAGGAACCGAGAUUGGUCGGUGAACGCGGCGAGGAGCCUCCGCCGAAGGCACCUUCAACGCGCCGCGGACCGUUCAAGCCCAAACCGAAAUUGCCACCGGAACGCAGCACUGCGUCUGCUCUCCCUCCGCCUUAG
This is a messenger RNA of Dermacentor albipictus, 1201 nucleotides long. RefSeq lists its product as uncharacterized. NCBI's taxonomy places the organism in Eukaryota, Metazoa, Arthropoda, Arachnida, Ixodida, Ixodidae. Gene Ontology annotation, molecular function: zinc ion binding; nucleic acid binding. The record is from RefSeq and is a predicted model, not a curated record.